AUGUUUGGCUACAUCCUAUCCGCUGUUGUGUCCUUCUUGCUACUGUCAUACUUCAUCAUAUGGCCCGUUGUUCAGUAUCUCCGUGAUCCGAAAGGGCUUCGAAAGUAUCCUAAUCUCAACUUUGUUUCUGGGAUUUCGAAUCUUAGUUUCUGCUAUGAGGCCCAUAAGGGGUUCCGAUCCCACGCGUUACUUGAAGCACACCAGAAAUCCCCAGUUGUUCGCAUUGGGCCUAACUCUCUUUCUUACUCUGAUCUUUCGGCCAUAAAAGAUAUCUAUGGGCACAACACCAAAUGUGUCAAGGACGUGUUCUAUGAUGUCUUAGCAGGUUCUCAUCACCAUCUCGCUGACGUUCGAGACAAAUUGGACCACCAACGCAAACGCCGUAUUCUCUCAAGUGCGUAUGCUUUAAAGAACCUUGAAGGAUGGGAACACAAGGUAGCCGACAAGACGGCGCGCUUCAUCAAGGCCGCAGAUGAUCACUGCACCGAGCCUUUGAAGAAAGGCAUGGUUCCCGCACCCGAAGAUCUCGCGUUCGAUUACCGUGCUUGGGCCAAUUUCUUCACACUUGAUGCCAUUGCCGACAUAGGCCUCUCUGAACGCUUGGGUUUCCUCGACCAAGGUCAUGAUCUCGUGACUGCCGAGACCAUAGAUGGAAAGCUCUACCAGGUAAACUAUCGGGAGUGCCUGCAUGCAACUGCUAGAGCCCAAUCAGGGCUCGUGUGGUCCUAUGAGUGGUUCCCUGUCCUGUCAAAGAUUUCAUAUCUCGUCUCCAAACACUACCGCAAAAUGUGGAAGCUCAACAAGGACUGGGACGCCAUUGUCUAUCACAGGGCCAAGAAACGACUUGCACGCUACCGCGCGGGGGAGCCACUCGACGAUUUUUUCUCUGCUUUGUUGGCCGAUAAGAACGGCAGCCCAAAUGGUAUGGAAUGGGGAGAGAUCAUUGCUGAAGUGUCAAUUAUGAUGAACGCGGGCUCUGAUACUACAGCCAUCGCAAUGAACAACGCAAUGUACCUCCUGCUCGCCAACCCAACGAGUUUGGCAAAACUCCGAGCAGAGUUGGAUGCCGUGCUCGAACCCUCAGAAGUCGUGGCUCCUUACGAUAAAGUUCGACAUCUUCCCUAUCUGCGCGCUUGCAUAGAUGAAGCGCUCCGAAUGUAUCCCCCCACCACAUUCGGACUCCCACGACGAACUCCUCCUGAAGGGGCAGCUAUCCUCGGGGACUUCAUCCCUGGCGAGACGUCCGUUUCCAUAUCUGCAUAUGUCGCGCAUCGGGACCCUAAAGUAUUUCCCGAGCCUGAGGAAUAUCGGCCUGAGAGGUGGCUGGGAGAUGAUGCAAGGGAGUUGCAGGCGGCUUUCAUCACGUUCAGUACAGGAGCCAGAGGCUGCAUUGGUCGCAAUAUAUCGUAUCUUGAGCAAACGGUCCUACUUGCAAGUGUUGUUCAUAGGUUUGAAUGGAGUUUGCCGUAUGAGGGGUGGGUGCCGGAGCGACGGGAGUCUUUCAAUUUAAUGCCUGGCCCGAUGCCCCUGAAAGUAUGGAGAAGGUUUGGGGAUAAGGAUUAG
Amorphotheca resinae ATCC 22711 is the source of this 1563-nucleotide messenger RNA. RefSeq lists its product as hypothetical. The transcript has 2 exons. Lineage: Eukaryota; Fungi; Ascomycota; Leotiomycetes; Helotiales; Amorphothecaceae. The record is from RefSeq and is a predicted model, not a curated record. Gene Ontology annotation, molecular function: oxidoreductase activity, acting on paired donors, with incorporation or reduction of molecular oxygen; heme binding; monooxygenase activity. The coding region runs from base 1 to 1563 and encodes 520 amino acids.